Messenger RNA from Pseudo-nitzschia multistriata, 1728 nucleotides. The record is from the annotation of a GenBank genome assembly. NCBI's taxonomy places the organism in Eukaryota, Bacillariophyta, Bacillariophyceae, Bacillariales, Bacillariaceae.
GUAAAAUUCAUGUUCAAUGCAUUGGUUCUCUGACAGGCCUGUUAUAUUGUAGAAGUACGACCUAAGGUAGAUUCGAAAACCCUUGUUGACACCUCCUUAUCUCCAACACCAAAUUAACCACACCAGAAGGUGAUGAUGGCAACUAGAACAAAUCAUUAUCGUCGAUCGAUGAAAGCUGUUGGAAUCAGAUUCAGAACUCUUCCGACGAUUCUGCUGACGAGCAGGCUCCUGUUUUCGUUGCUGCCGUCGUACGCCACGGCAUUGUCCUAUUCAACACAGAGCAGUAAAAGUGAUGGGAUUAGCGAAGUCUCAACCUGCUCACAUUCGUAUUCAUAUCGAACGGUACAGGUUCAGGUCGUUCAUCGCCACGGAGAUCGGACUCCCAUCACCCCUCUGAAAAACGAGGAAUACUGGAAAAAUCAACUGGUCCCGGAAGAAUUGCUAGAGAGGGUUGCUGCCGGAACUAUGGUGUUGCGAAACGGCGACACUGACAACAACAAUGUCAAAAAUCAAUUGGAGGUGCAUGCGGCUGCCGGAAAAGGGCCUUUUGGAAAACUGACCAAACUGGGCCUGUUGGGCAUGAUUCAGGUGGGAACUAGCCUGAGGGAAGAACUGGAAGAAUCAACGAAUUGGUCCGAAGUCACGAACGCGGCAAAAGCAAUUGCCACCACGAUGGUUUCAUCGUCACCAUCGAUUGGAAGCGAAGCUAACCACAACGACGAUGGCUACCUCGAUCAAAACAGAGGACUACAGCAGCAUGGAAGAAUAAAACUCACACCAAACGACAUCAAGGUUUAUUCGACUGAUUUUGACCGGACUAUUCAAAGCGUUCAGGGACUUCUGCUGGGCUUCUUCCCCGAUGCAAAUGACGACGAAACCACUAUAUCCAUCGACUGUCGGGACACUACCUGUUGGAUGAUCCCCGAUCCGCAACCGAGGCAGACCCAAGAACAAAAAGUCUUGGAACAAGCACUCGCUCGGCGACCACACAUCUUGGAAAAAGAAGCGUUGCUUCGGCCCCUAGCGGUUCGCUGUACACGUGCGCUCUUGCCCCUCCUCGGAGACGGCGCCUUUGGCGUCUCCUUUGGAGUCGACGAAAGCGACGACGACAAUGAGGACAUCCAGGUCCUGUCUUGGAUCCAACUCACCGAGAUCACCAAGUGUCUCAGAACGAGGGACAUGCUACCCGAUUCCAUCACCGAGGAUGACCAAGAGGCGCUCUCGGCCCACACGGCCUGGAAGUGGUUUCAGUCCCUUCGGUCUCCGCGACUGGCCCAUAUUGCCAUGCGUAGCUUUACCCAAAACAUAAUUCGUACCAUGGAACAGAGAGACCAAGAGCCGCCUCUUAUUGUCUACAGCGGCCACGAUUCCUCUCUGAUCGGUCUGAUGUGCGCCCUGCACCUCGAACAACCCAGCGUUUGGCCCGAAUACGGAGCGGUUUUGAAAUUGGAACUGUUGGAGAAGAGAAAAGAGCACAACAACGACGCACUCGAUGGAGGCGAAGCCCCCGUCAAUGGAAACGGCAGUGAGAAACAACACGUGGAUGACAACGAUGAUAUCGAGCACGUGCUGCGAUUCUUUUUGAAUGGACAGCUUUUGAGGUCCACAUGGAACGAUAUCCCGCGGGAUGAAAUCUCUCUCAAAGAGUUUGCCCAUUUGGCAUCUACAGUGGGAAAUGAAGCCACCACCAACACGACAUGACAUGCUAAAUACAACACAACUCAGCAC